AUGGCUGAUAAAGAGAAUGAGACAAAAGUUUCUAAGCUGAAAAGGAAGUUCAGUAGAAAGGCUGCUUCAAAGGCACCAGCUGCUGUACCGUCACCAGUAACUGCCUCUCCUGUUAGUGUCCGAUCAGCUACUCUUCCAUUGUCUUGUGAUCCCAAGUCUCUAGCACUUCACGAGUCUCACAGUGAAGGUCUGUUCUCAAGACUCAGGCGAAGGUUUCGUUUUGGGAGUAAAGGAAAGUAUGACUUGAAAUCCUAUACAGAAAACUCUCCCUCCAAACCAAGGUGGCUUAGAAGAAAGAGUGAAGAAACACAAAUUCAUGAUGAUGAUGAUAAUCUCAGCUUAGAUGUUGACCCCAAAAUCUCUGUGGGAAAAUCAAACUCGGUGAAAACCCAACGAAAAUCAAAAUCAGACAAAGAGGAGGUAAUUCUCAUUCGAAAAGACAAGAGAGUGAGUGUUAUUUGCAAAACUGAAAAUGGAGAAUCAGAAGUUAUAUUUUCCAAUGCAGAGAAUGUAGAUGAAGAUAUGUCUGAAAUAACAAGUGAGAUGGAUGAAGAUCCAUAUGCUACUAUAAGUUCAGUUAAAGAGCAAAUAGCUAGGAACACCAGAAACUCACAAGUUGUCAAAAACCAGAAUAGUAUCGAGUUGUCUUAUGGUGCUACAGCUAAUAAUAACAAACUUGAUACUGAACAAUGUAAUAAAAUUGCAGUGGACAUUGAUGAAUAUCCAUAUGCAAAGAUUGACACCAGUAGGAAAAAACCUUCGGCAGUUUCCCACCCAUCGUUGGAUACUAGGAGUCUUCCCAAGCAAACUUGUUCACGCGUGAGAAGCCAGAUUGAGCCUGACUAUGAGAGUUUAGAUGAAGUUAAGCAGAAAAAGAAUGAAUUCAGGUCACAAGGAAACAUGCAGUCUGCUUACUUUGACGCAGUGAUGUCAGAUCCAAACCUCAACGUUUCAUCUGUUGGGCCCGGUGUUUUAGACCCGGACUAUGAAAGUCUGGAGGAUGUCAAACAACGAUGUGUAAGUUCUAACAUGUCUGCUUGUUCUGGGAGCAGAUGUUUUAAUGAGACUCCCAUCUCCUGUAUGAAUAAUGCCUACCACCAACCAUCACCUGUUGAGAAGACCAUGUUGGAUAACUCUGGAGUGAGAUCUCCACAUUCUCACGAUGGUAGCGAGGCAUCAUCCAGCAGGUUGUCUCCCCUCCUGGGUGCCAGUUCUGACAGUGAUAAGUUUCUCAGGACAUCGUCUGCUGCUAGCUCUCAGGAAUCUAGACCAGCUUCUAUGUCUUCCCCACGUCUGACAGGAAGAACUUCUGCAUCUUUAUCACCUUCUUCCGUGGCUCCCCUGGCUCCCUCUGUCGAUUCCUCCCUUCCAAACGAUGCUCCGUCACACCACCAAUCCUCCCCACAAGAAGAGUGCCUUUAUGACAACCCUAAUAUCAUCUUGAGGAAACAAGUGUCCCGUUCAGUUACCAGUGCUUCCACACUCACCCGACGUGCCAACACCCAUUCGGAGCCUCCCGUUAUCAAAACCCCUGCAGAAGAAGAGCUGGUUGAGAAACUGAGUGCUUUGCUGGCACCACCGCUGCCUUUGAGAAACUACCAGAAAGACGAAGUGCAUCCUAAAAGUGGCACUGCCAGUGCUCGUCAUUCAUGGUCCUCUCAGGGCAGCAGAGGGGCAGAGCCAGGGGAGUUUAGUCACAGCAGAGAAAUUGAGAGAAGCCCAGUGACCAGUUUAAAUCACAGCAGGGAAAACCUGAUAAUUAAAUCUGUGAAAGAUUCGCUGAUGAAUCAAGUUUAUGAGCGUCAUGAUUUCUUUUCUAGAAGUAAUGGAGCUGAUUUUCUUAGAAAGAAGGAGACAAAUAGUUUAGAGAAGUACCUAAGGAAGACAUCCCCACAAGCAAUAAAGUCAAACAGAUUUUUAGACAAGGGUAAGGAAGGCAGUAAGUCUGAGUAUUCUUCUGUCAGUAAAGUACAACUGGCAAAUGAAGAAAAUAGUUUGGCUUGUCAAUCUCCUAAAAUGGAGGUAAUAAAUAAACAGACACAGGAUACAGUUUGUGUGCCAUCACAAGUUGAGCUUGCAGACAGCUCGAGCAUUGCUAGAUUUUGUCAUGAUUUGGUCAAAAGUAUUAUAGAUGAGGCAUGUCAACAGUGUGAGACUUCGUGUGGUUCUCAUUCUAUAGCAAGUGUAAUUGCUGAGAAGCCAGCUUCACAAGAACUAAGGAACAUGUCAGACUUUUCUGCGAAAGAAGGACCUGGUAUAACAAAUGCUGAGGACGCUGGAACUUUGAGCAGUAGAGAAUUUGGUAUUCAAAGUCACACAGAUUUAAGAAGUGAACGUUGUGCAAGGUUUGUUUCACCCGAUAUUUAUCACAUCAAAGAAGGUCCAGAGAUCACAUUUUUAGGUAACAAUGAAAGCAGUUCAAAUCAGAAGCGAGAUGAAUGUAAGAAAGAAGCAUUUACAACGAAAAUGGAGGUAAAUAGUGUGGAUAUAGCCACCGGAAAGAAAGAAAACAAGACUGGAAAUGAAAAUGUUGCUAAGGAUGUUUUGUAUAAUUUACAAGGUGCAAGACCAAAAGUCAGGCCUUUAAUGUUAGGACCCGCCACUUCCUCAUCUAAUGGUUGUUUGGAAAACACUAAAGUAAAGCCAAAGUAUUGCAUGAAUGGAAAUGGAGAAUCUAGAUUGGAAGUUGAGAAGAAUUGUAGCAAGGUCUUGUCAAAGGACUCCCCAACCUGGGAUGAAACAUCUCCAAUGUUUUCUGACAUGGACUUUCGAGAUAGCAUUGAAGAAAAUAUUUCACAACACAUAAAAUCAGACAAGGCUGUGAAAGUUGACAGCUUGAAGAAGUCUGAAGAAGAAUGUGAUGAUAAAUAUUUUGAAAACUCUGAUCCCAGCAUCCAGGAAACUGUGUAUGUUGAUUCAGAUUUAGAAAAUGAGUUCGGGUUAGAUAUAAACAAGAAGGUAACGUUUCACGUCAGGAGGAAUCAGUGUAUUUCCAGAGUGGCAAAACCAAUUGUGUAUGCAAAUCCUAGGCUUUUGGAGAAUGUCAUCAGUGGUUCUUUCAAGAAAUCAUCAAGCCUGGACACAGCUUACUUAGCACAGGGGGUGUUUAGGUGGGGACGAUAUUUUUCAUCUUUGGGUGAGGAGAGGCAAGCUGUGGAUGCAAAACUGAAGGCAUUCUACAAUUUUGUCCUUGAAAUGCUGUUUAGUUCAUCGCGGCUACAACGAAAUCAGUACAGAGUGAGGAAACUGCAAGAGGAGGUUAACAGGAUGCAGCUGAAGAUUGAGAGGCGGCUCAGAUGUGUACAAGAUUUGCCUACUUUUCAAGAUAUCCGGCUUCAGCUGCUAAAAACUGAGGCAAUUGAUGAUUGGGAGCCUGAGAAACCUGCAGCAGGUUAUUUUGAUCAUUCAGAUGGUCAUCAGGAUUUUGGGAGAAUUAAUAUUGAGAGAACUAAGGAUAGAAGUCUUCACGACUUCCCAAAUGUCCUGUUCAAACAUGAGCCUGUCAUUAAGAAAAGAGAUGGUUCACAUUUGUUUACUGGCGGUAAACAGUUGUCAGCACAAGAAUUUGACGUGGGUCAUUUAUUUCACUCUGAUGAUUCCUUCUCCGAAGUUGAUGAAGUCUUCUGUGUCUUUGAUAACGGGCAGUCCGUGAUGAACUUACCAAAUUCACCCACUGAAGUUCUGGAUGAGUUUGUGCAGCUGAGCAGAUCACAUCUGAAGUGCAGUCACUGUUAUACUGCUGAAGAAUCUGAUUCCGAAGAUGAAAUGGUUGCAGUUGAAACGUAUGCAAGAACAGUCAGCACCAGUAUAUGCCCUCAGUUAAACAACUGUAUUGAUUUCAUAGCUGCUGGAUCACUCUGCCGAGCCUUCCAUGGUGAACUAGCAUAUACCUCGCAUAUGAGAAAACACAGGCCUCCUAAAAAACUGUUAACUGUCCCAGGACCUGGUAUUGAGUGUGGAGGUUCCGACAGCCAUCUCUCCUGGAACAACUGGUGCUGUUUGGAUGCUCUGUUUACCAAACUGAUUCCACAUAUUUCACCAAGGCUAGAUUUUCAGUAUUUGUUAAGAACUUAUGAUGAAUUUAAACACUUUGUUUUAAUAGACAGGGAACGCAACUUAGAGCACAAAGGGUGUUUUGUGAGAAGGUCUCCAAUGAAUGUUCUCAAAUGUUGUCGCUUCGAGGAAUUUGUGUUUCUGAAGAUUAUUCGUGAUGAGAUACGACACUUCUCACAUAUAUUUUCCAUGUCACGUGCAAGUAGAGAUUUAUUUCUGGAGGAGAGGGAUGUCGGGUUUUCCUUGCUGAGUCUGCUGAGAAUUGUGUUACGAAACAUUCACAAAAUGCGCAAGUCCUUGUCAAAAGAAGAAGUGGGCGAAUCUGGACCGAAAGGUAGCUCAACAGACAAAAGACCUAAAAUCUAUUUCCGCCAUUCAGCAUUCCAGAAGUGGCCUACUCAAGAAGAUUACUUCACCGACCCUGUUGUCAGCACAGACCAGCAGAGGUUUCACGUCAGGAACUUUGAGAAUUUCCGCUUUGGUUCUUUGUCCCAGACAUUGAGGAACUGGAAGUCUCCGCAGGCCUAUGUUCAUGAUCCCAAUGUACUGGCCUCAUGCAGGACAGUGUCUACCCAGCCUGACAACAAAGGCAUUGAAGAGCCAAAACCACUGCAUGAACAGCAGGACUUUCUAGAAAGUAUGGAGCAGCUGCAGCAGAAAGAUUGGUACUGGGGACCAAUCUCCUAUGAGCAAGCUACUCUGAUUCUCAAGGACAAGGAAGAUGGAUCUUUCUUAGUCCGUGACAGUUCAGACCAGAAAUAUUUGCUGAGCCUCAGCUUCAAGUCUCUUGGAGAGGUUCACCAUACUCGGAUAGAGCAUGCAAAAGGUCUGUUUAGCUUUUUCUCACAACCGGAAUCUCAUGGGAAGGCAAGAAUCUGUGAGUUUAUAGAAAAGUCAAUACAGAAUUCCAGAGAUGGUCGAUUCCUGUAUUUUUUAAGACCCAGCGCCCGUGGAAUGCCGCCACUUCCCAUUCGGCUACUGACUCCAGUGUCGAGAAACUUCAGGGUGGCCACUCUCAAACACUUGUCAAGAUUUGUUGUGCGUCAGACAGUGAGGAAGGAUCACCUAGAUCUUCUGCCAGUGCCAGAAAAGGUCAAAAGAUAUCUGCGAGACAAGCAGUACUACGUGGAGAUUCUUGAUGAGGACCAAUGGGCAUUUGAUGGAGACUAUGGCAAGUCCUCAAAGUGA
Molecule: messenger RNA, 5241 nt
Organism: Candidula unifasciata
Lineage: Eukaryota; Metazoa; Mollusca; Gastropoda; Stylommatophora; Geomitridae
Source: the annotation of a GenBank genome assembly